CUCUCGACACAGCAGCAGCAGCGUUCUGCAAUGCGAGGGUCUCUGAGUGGUCAGCGCCGUACAACUCCACAGUACGAGAAGUAACCAGGAACGGAACGCGUCUGAGAGGAGAUGGAGCGAUGAACUCAUCAAGUAUGCAGAUGCUUGCCAAGAACAAAGCAAAACGUCGAGGCUGAUAAAUUAAGGUCACACUUUCUGGACUCACAUUUUGAGAUGGAUAAGAGCUGGACAUGGGAUGGAGGAGUCUGAGCGUCUGCGCCGUGGAGAGCGGAGCAUCAUGACCUUGUGGAGGAACCCAGCGGGGCUCACGAUGGGAGUAAAACUUCUGCUCAUGAUCUCUUUACUGCACAAGUUGUCUCUUGCCAAGGAGUGCGAUGACGGAUUCUACAAAUCACAACGAGGCAUCUGUUGUGAGCUGUGCCCUGCAGGGACGUACAAGGAGAUCGACUGUUUAGCUGAUAAAAUGAGAGCGGUGUGCGAUCUAUGCCCUGAGGGCAGCUUCAUGAACAGAGUCAACCAUGAAGAGAAGUGUGCACAGUGCAGCAGCUGCAGAGCAGAUGAGGAGGUGGCUCACGCCUGCUCCGUGGCCCAGGACACCGUGUGUCAGUGCAUGGAGGGACUCAAGAGAGACCCUGGCUCAGGGAUUUGUCUGUAUGAAGAACACCACACAGGAAACUACACUGCAGCUACAGCAGCUAUCGUAUUGGGAUGUGUCCUUGCACUGGUACUGUCUGCAUUGAUUCUCUCUCGACUUAUCAGAAAAGGGAAAUGGCUUACUUUGAAAAAAACAUUGGAGCAUUGUGGCAUUACCUAUGGAAGGGAUAAUGAUGAAAACGAAAAACUUGUUUCUGUUCGGUCAAAUGGAGUUCAGGGGAGCCAAGAGAGUGGGACAAUGCAUCUCAUCCGAGAGAACAAAGAGAAUCUCAAGGCCUGGAUCGGAGUAGAUCCCUCACACCUCCUGGAGCAUCUCAAGGACUAUAAGUGGAUUCCUCACCACGUUUACAACGCGGCCAGGAAGAGGCAUGGAGAUGAGUGUGUGAAGCUCAUACUGGACCACUUCUUUAACAAAGGAGAGCCAGACUGUAAGAUACUGUGGGAAGCACUCUACUUUGUGAGGAAGCACUAUUUGCAGCUGUGGAGGUGGCUUCAGCACCAAGGCGAUGCAAUGCAGUGCGUUCGAGAGAAUAAGUCAGCUCUGAAGUUGUGGAUCGGUAAGAACCCACAGCCUCUCCUACAGCAUCUGAAGAGACAAAAAUGUAUCCCUAAUGAACGCUUCACUAAAGCCAUGGACAUGAAUGGCAGCGAGAAGUGUGCAGAGCUACUGCUCGACUACUUCAUCAAGAGAGGCAAUGAUGAUUGCCUCCAGCUGCUGAUUUCUCUGCAAGCCGUGCAAUAUGAGUAUCCUGAAGUCAAACAGUUCCUGAGCUCUCUUGGUAGUACCAAAACAAAGAGCAAUGGAAUCAGUGUGCCACGUGUUGAUGUGGUGUCCAAUGGAGUUCAGAGUGACACAUUGAAACUCAUCAAAGAAAACAAGGAGAAUUUCAAGGAAUGGAUUGGAGCGGAUAUAUCGCACUUCCUGAAAUAUGUUGACGACUCACAUUCUAUUCCACACGAAGUUUACCAAGCAGCCAAAAACAAACAUUGGGAGGAAUGUGUGGAGGUCCUACUAGAUCACUUCUUUAAUCAAGAAGAGACGGCGUUGUGGGAACUGUGGACAGUUCUCUACCAUGUGAAGAGGAACUACGAGCCACUAAGGAGCUGGUUUCAGAAGCACGGUGAGUCUGUACGGUCCAUUGAAGAGAAAAAGUUGGAUCUGAAGUUGUGGGUCGCUAGAGACCCCCGACAUCUGCUGCUGCAGCUGAUGAGUCAAGGACGAAUUCUUCCUAAUAGGAUCUUCGCUCAAACCAAGGGCAUGGAUGCCGAUGAGAAGUCUGCAGAGGCACUGCUCAACUACUUCAUAUACAGAGGCAAUGACGACUGCCUCCAGCUGCUGUUUGCUCUGCAAGCCGUGCAGGACGAGUAUCCUGAAGUCACGCAGUGGCUGGGCUCUCUUGUGUUUUUCCAAAGGCUUUGCAAGAAGACCACUUUGUUUCUGAACAAGUAUACCAACUUUUCGCUGAUAGAAAAAAUCCAAUCCCACAAAUUGGAGCUGAUCGAUGCACUGCACUCCAACGUGAUACCCCUGCUGUCGCAACUACAGAGCCGAAAGAUAUUCACUGACAUCAAUCUGCAGGAAGCGAAAGAAAGGGAGCAAUGGCAAGGCAGCAAGAAGGCGACUGAAUACCUGCUGGAGCUUGUUUUGGUGAAAAGACAACAAAAGGUCAAGCAGUUCUGGGUGGUGCUGUGGGAACUCAGGACAACCUGCCCACACCUGGAGGGCAUUUUUGAGCAAUUCUAAUUAUGGAGCAGGGAAAGGUGGUGCAGUAGUUAGAGCACCUCGAUACCCACGGAAUUUUUGAACCCAAUGUUGUUCAAAUCUUUUUUCUCGCAUGACCUGUCUGUGGAAUUCCCCACCAUCUUCUAUUGUCUCAAGUUGUUGUAAAAACCUUGAUCAAUCCAUCAUGAGAGUUUUUGUACCCUCACAUUACAAAAAGACCAAUCACAUCUUAUUAACUCCAAUCUAUUGCACCUUCAGCAGUGCAGUGUGUUGCUGGCCAAUUGUCUUUUCAGAGAAUUCUUAUCUUUUUGUGCCUUUUGUGUUGUCUUUUAAUUUUAAAAUGAUGGUUGUCAAUUAGAUUUUUGAUCAAAUGGAGCAUUAGGUAAGAUGAAACAUAAGUUAACAUUGCACAUUUGGAAUGUUCAGCUUUGCAUUUCCAAUGCAUUUUGUUUAACCAGGUGAGAACUUACGAGACCAGAAUGAGUCUCAUUUGCAAGAGUGACUUCGGUCACCAAAAUGGCAAACACAAUAAAAUAAAACAACCACAACAGUGAAGCAAACAUAAAUUCGUGCAAAAAGAAAUGUGUUACAGAAAAGAAAAUGCAUAAAUAUAAAUUGAUAUUGAAUUAAAAACAUUUCCAAUCAUAAAAUUAGCUCAGAUAAAUCACUGUUAAAACCAAAUUGUAAAGUUAAGUUACAAAAACAUUGAUUUAGGAUGUAAUCAGAUCUGUAUCAAUUAUAUUUACAAGUGAAGUUUUCAUACAGAAUCGACAGCUCCAAAUCAAAUUGUGCUUGAGAUAGACAAAUAACCAAUUACAUUUUGAAGCAGUGGAAUUCAUAACAUUGACUAAUAUUAACUGUCCUAUCACUAUGGGAUGGAGUGUUGCCCCUUGCAAGUGUGAAUUUUCUCCAGGUACUCCAGUUUCCCACCACAUGCAUGAACAUUCAUUAAUUCUCUAAAAACAUUCAUCUUUGUCCCUGUAUUUGUGAAAUAUACAGCAUUGUGGGAUGCAGUUGCAUAAAGGAUGCUAUUUGUAUAAUCAUUAUUACUAGUAAUUCCAUGAAUUUAGGGCAUUACAUUUUUGUCAUAUGUUUAACUUCGGUGUUGUGGGGCACCUUUGACUUUGAUCUUCUGAUUAUUCAUGGUGGGAGGAAGUGACUAUUAAGUCUGGUUCACAACUGCUUCUACAACUAUUGCGACUUAAUGAUUGUAACAGUCCUUGUAAAAUAAUCACAAAACGCCUUUGUCCUCACCAUAUCGACCAUUAAUAUUAAACAAUUACAGAUCGUUUGUGGGAGGGCGGGCAAAAACCCCACAUCGCCGUGCUUAUGGUGAUGGUGCAUGGCUUGGAGGCGUACUAGGUGUAAAUAUCCCGGGUUGUUGAAUAUGUAGUUUUUGAAACCAGCUUUAUUGGGGUGUAACUCAUUCUGAGUCCU
Molecule: messenger RNA, 3814 nt
Organism: Lethenteron reissneri (Far Eastern brook lamprey)
Lineage: Eukaryota; Metazoa; Chordata; Hyperoartia; Petromyzontiformes; Petromyzontidae
Biological process (GO): inflammatory response
Cellular component (GO): membrane raft; signaling receptor complex
Molecular function (GO): tumor necrosis factor receptor activity; tumor necrosis factor binding
Source: RefSeq, a predicted model, not a curated record